AUGGGUUUGAAUGAGCCGUUGGUACUAAAUGGGGAUUUGGAGAUCAAUGAAGGUGCCGAGACGGUGGCGGUUUCUCUUCCGGUGAGGUUUGGGUUGGUUAGAGAACUGUGGAGGAAUUUGGUGAAAGUGGUUUUUGGAACAAAGCUUGCUGUGCUUUUUCCGGCCAUCCCUUUGGCUGUGGCGGCGGAUUUUUAUAGCUUUGGAAGAACAUGGAUAUUUGGUUUGAGCUUACUCGGAUUGGCUCCACUUGCUGAACGUGUUAGCUUUUUGACAGAGCAGAUUGCAUGCUACACAGGGCACACAGUUGGUGGGCUAGUGAAUGCAACAUGUGGGAAUGCAACAGAGUUAAUAAUAGCAAUGUUUGCUCUUCAUCAAAACAAAGUCAAUGUCUUGAAGUUCUCUCUUUUGGGUUCUAUUCUUUCCAAUUUGCUUCUUGUUCUUGGGACUUCCUUGCUUUUUGGUGGCUUAUCCAAUCUCAACAAGCAACAGACUUUCAACCUAAAAGUGGCCAAUGUGAGCUGUGUGUUGUUGUUGUUGGGAUUGCUAUGCCAAACGUUACCAUUGAUGUUUACAUUUGCAUCACCCACAAUGAUGAUCUCAACAAACGUUUAUGUACUUCAAUUAUCAAGAACUUGCAGCCUUCUAAUGCUAACUGCAUACAUUGCUUAUGUCUUCUUCCAGUUGAAAACCCAUCACCAAUUUUUUGGUCUACCACAGGAGGAAGAGGAUGAAGAAGAAGAAGAAGAAGAAAGGGCAGUGGUUGGUAUUUGGAGUUCAAUUGCUUGGUUGGUUGGUAUGACCAUACUCAUAUCUAUUUUAUCACAAUACAUUGUUGCAACAAUUGAGGAUGCAUCAAAAUCAUGGGGAGUAUCAAUGAGCUUUGUAAGCAUAAUUUUGGUACCAAUUAUGGGGAAUGCAGCAGAACAUGCUGGAUCAAUUAUUUUUGCUGUCAAGAACAAAUUGGAUAUAACACUAGGAAUAGCCUUGGGAUCUGCAGCCCAAAUUUCCCUAUUUGUGGUGCCAUUGAGUGUGAUUGUUGGAUGGUGUAUGGGCAUCAAAAUGGAUCUUGAUUUUGGUAUCAUUGAAACUUCUUCUCUUGCCUUCACCAUCAUCUUAACUAUCUUCACCUUACAGGAUGGAAGUUCAAAUUACAUCAAAGGAUUGGUACUUGUCCUAAGUUAUGUAGCAAUUUCUUCCUGUUUUUUUUGUUCAUAA
Molecule: messenger RNA, 1215 nt
Organism: Cucumis sativus (cucumber)
Lineage: Eukaryota; Viridiplantae; Streptophyta; Magnoliopsida; Cucurbitales; Cucurbitaceae
Gene: CAX4
Product: vacuolar cation/proton exchanger 3-like
Biological process (GO): calcium ion transmembrane transport; intracellular calcium ion homeostasis
Cellular component (GO): plant-type vacuole membrane
Molecular function (GO): calcium:proton antiporter activity
Source: RefSeq, marked provisional